Messenger RNA from Chenopodium quinoa (quinoa), 1237 nucleotides. RefSeq names its product glutaredoxin-C4-like. Bases 182 to 592 code for a protein of 136 amino acids. Lineage: Eukaryota; Viridiplantae; Streptophyta; Magnoliopsida; Caryophyllales; Amaranthaceae. The transcript has 5 exons. The record is from RefSeq and is a predicted model, not a curated record. Gene Ontology annotation, molecular function: glutathione disulfide oxidoreductase activity. Gene Ontology annotation, biological process: cellular response to oxidative stress. Gene Ontology annotation, cellular component: cytoplasm.
AACAAAAUACCCUCAACUAAACUUCCCACCCCAAAAAUAUGUAACAAAAUCCAAUAAUUACAAGCAAAGUAAUACUUCAAAAAUAAUUACAUCUUCAUUUAUACUCCAAAAUCACAAACUACAAACAAUUACAUCAUCAGCAUCUGAAACUAAGAGCUUAACCUCGACACCACCGCCAACAAUGGAGAGAGAAAUCAUGCGCCGCCGUAGCAUCGCCGUCGUUCUAUUGCUUUCUGUAGUCCUCGCGGCGUCGCCGGCUUCUGCUUCGUCUUCUCGGGCUGAUUUCAUCAAGAAAACUAUCUCUUCUCAUACCAUUGUCAUCUUCUCCAAAUCUUAUUGCCCGUAUUGCAGAAGGGCGAAAGAGGUUUUUAGAGAGUUAGACCAAGCACCACAUGUUAUUGAGUUGGAUGAGAGAGAUGAUGGUUAUAGCAUUCAGGAUGCACUUGGUGGUAUUGUUGGGAGACGUACAGUGCCCCAGGUGUUCAUCAAUGGAAAACACAUUGGUGGAUCAGAUGAUACUGUUGAAGCCUAUCAAAAUGGGGAGCUGGCCAAACUUCUGGGUAUUGAUUCAACCGAUCAUGAUGAUCUGUGAUUCUGUGAAGUCAGACUGUAGUCAUAAUUUUAGAACAAAGAACUGGUUUGAAAAUGGUUUAGGUACUAGUUAAGCAGGCUUCAAAAUGUGGUUGCUAGAAGUUUGAGCUCCUCGUGAUCUAUGCUAUGAUUUCUACAAACAUUGUGGUUAUGGUCCAUGGCAUUAGUCGACAAUGCAAAUGUAAUCUUUUCUUGCUUAGCACACACCCUGAAACUAAGAGUAGGGAAUGAUUUCUGUAACCUUUUUCUUUCUUUCAAUGUUAAAUUUUGGACUUGAAUCUUAAGUUGUGGUUUUGUCAUUUUUGAGUAUUUAUAGACAGUUCUAUAAGCAUCACCUGGCCUUGAUCAGAAAGUGCAUCAAGUGGCAAUCAGGUUCCGCACUUUACGUUGGAUUCCUGUGUUACAUCAAUUGCAUCCAAUGCUAGUCUUUUACAAGCAGGGUAUCUAUAAUGUGUGUCCCGAGACAGAUAUCUAAAAUGCCGGUGGCCCAACCUGUACGGUAUGGAUGCUUUCUUGUUGGGUGAAAGAGUGGAUGUCUUUGAUGCUGCAAUGUUCCUGCACUCCCUUUUCCACUUGUUUUUUUCCUUUUCACUUGUACCGCCUUAUACUGUUCGUAGCUGAUUAUUACUAAUCUAUUGAUUCUCUA